AUGGCGGCCCCGACCGAGACUCCCGCCGGGGACCUUGCGACCCAAGUCCUGCAUGCGUUGGACAAGAAUUCACCCCUCCUCUCGUCUGAGGCCUUCCCCGCGAUCCCCUCCACCGAGGUCAAGGGUGCGCUCGACAGACUUGCCUCCCGUGACAUGGUCAAGUACGAAACGAUCGACCGAGAAGAAGCCAUUCUAGAGCCCGAGGGCGAGCAGAUUGCCGCCAAUGGCAGCCACGAAGCCCGUGUUUUCGAAGCCUUGCGCUCUGCGGUGGAGGGGCUGACUAUCCAGGAACUCGAGAAGACUAUCGGGGACAAGAAUGUCGUCAAGAUUGGUCAGGGACGAGCUUUCAGAGAGAAGUGGAUUUCCAAGACUCAGGAUGGCAAGUUCAAAGCUGCCAAAGAAUCCAUCAAGGACGUCACCAAGGAACAGAUGCAGACCAUCCAGUCAACGAAAUCAUACCCCGACGCCAAGAUGCUCGCUGAUCUGAAGAAGCGCAAACUCGUCCGAACCCAAAAGAUUAUCAGCUUCAAGGUCCAAAAGGGCGACAAGUUUGCCCUCAAAAUCCCCGAGGUGGCCACCGACCUGACGGCCGACAUGAUUGCCAGCGGGUCAUGGAAGACGGCUACCUUCAAGGGCUACAACUUCAAGGCAUUGGGCGCGGACCAGCAGUCUGGUGCCCUGCAUCCCCUCAACAAGGUCCGAUCUGAGCUGAGGCAGAUUUUCUUUGAGAUGGGGUUCCAGGAGAUGGCUACAGACAAGUUCGUCGAGUCUGGGUUCUGGAACUUUGACUCGCUGUUCGUGCCGCAACAACAUCCUGCUCGUGAUAUGCAGGAUACUUUUUACGUCUCAGACCCCAAGCUGGCAGACAUGCCUAGGGCGGAAGAUCCAAGUGACAAGGCUGAUUAUCAGGCUUACUGGGAUAAUGUAAAGGCUGUACAUCAGGACGGCAAAUACGGCUCGAUCGGCUAUCGAUACCCCUGGUCUGGAGAAGAGUCCAAGAAGCUCGUCCUUCGAACGCACACCACAGCCAUCAGUGCCAACAUGCUUUACAAACUUGCGCAGCAAAAGGGUCCGGAUGGUCGGCCCCCGCCAGCCCGUUACUUUUCCAUCGAUCGUGUGUUCCGUAACGAAACCGUCGACGCCACGCAUUUGGCAGAGUUCCACCAGGUUGAGGGUGUCAUUGCGGACUACGACUUGACCUUGGGUGGUCUCAUGGAGUUUAUGGACAUUUUCUUUGGCAAGAUGGGCAUUACCGACCUCAAGUACAAGUGUGCUUACAACCCUUAUACUGAGCCCAGUAUGGAAAUCUUCUCUUAUCACAAGGGCCUCGGAAAGCUUGUCGAAAUCGGCAACAGUGGCAUGUUCCGUGCUGAAAUGUUGGAAUCUAUGGGUUUGCCUAAGGACAUGCGAGUUUUCGGCUGGGGUCUGUCUCUUGAACGCCCCACCAUGAUCAAGUAUGGCAUCUCAAACAUUCGCGAACUGUUGGGUCACAAGGUCGAUCUCAACUUUAUGCGCAACAGCCCCGCGGUGCGUUUGGAUAAGGCGUAA
Pochonia chlamydosporia 170 is the source of this 1548-nucleotide messenger RNA. Its product is annotated as phenylalanyl-tRNA synthetase alpha chain. Bases 1 to 1548 code for a protein of 515 amino acids. The record is from RefSeq and is a predicted model, not a curated record. Gene Ontology annotation, biological process: phenylalanyl-tRNA aminoacylation. Gene Ontology annotation, cellular component: cytosol; phenylalanine-tRNA ligase complex; cytoplasm. Gene Ontology annotation, molecular function: ATP binding; phenylalanine-tRNA ligase activity; tRNA binding. The transcript is spliced from 10 exons. NCBI's taxonomy places the organism in Eukaryota, Fungi, Ascomycota, Sordariomycetes, Hypocreales, Clavicipitaceae.